This is a messenger RNA of Medioppia subpectinata, 821 nucleotides long. NCBI's taxonomy places the organism in Eukaryota, Metazoa, Arthropoda, Arachnida, Sarcoptiformes, Oppiidae. The record is from the annotation of a GenBank genome assembly.
GUAAAACAAAGUUGAAAUUUGAGUGAAAGUGGGCUAUAAUUGAGUGCAUUUCACAUCCGGUCCUCACUUUUCACUUCAAUAAUACACUAAUCUUUCAAUUAUUGAAAUUCAAUACAAAAACAUUUUCAGCAAUAAAUCACUGACUCUUAGCCUCAGAUCACGUGAUAUCCACUCUUUGGGCACUAAUGGCGUCGAAGGGAUCCGUUUCGGGUGACAGUGUAGACAUCGAUGACGACAACGACGGAGAUUACGAUAUCGACUAUUCCUCGGCGGACGACGAGCCGGACGUGAACUUAGAGAACCAGUACUUCAACGCGAAGGCCAUCAAAGACGACGACCCGAACGGCGCUCUCGACUGCUUUGAACGGGUGAUCGCAAUGGAGGCCACGGAUGAGACGGCCGACGGGAAACCCGGCGACUGGGGCUUCAAAGCACUCAAACAGAUGAUGAAGAUUUACUUCAAACUGGGGAAUUACACCGAAAUGAUGGCCAGAUAUAAGCAAUUAAUGACUUAUAUUAAGACUACUAUAAAUAAGAAUUACUCGGAAAAGUCCAUUAAUGCGAUUCUCGACUAUAUAUCCACAUCCAAACAGAUGGAACUGUUGGAGCAGUUCUACGAGACAACACUGGAGGCGUUGAAGGACGCGAAGAACGAGCGGCUCUUCUUCAAGACAAACACCAAAUUAGGAAAACUAUAUUUCGAGAGAAGAGAAUUCAAUAAAUUGUCUGCAGUUGUGAAGAGAUUACGCGAAUUGUGUCAAACGGACGCCGGAACCGAUGAUCCCAAGAAAGGCACUCAUCUGUUGGAGAUUUAUGCGCUC